UUAUUUUUUCCGAUUCAGCGACUAUAAAUACCAGACCUUUACGGACAAUUAAUAAGCCAUCCCUCCCAUCCCACAGUAAAUUAAGAAGUUGGAAAAUUGUGCAUGGUUGAAUUCUAAUUUCAACCCUUCAAUUAUCCCAAGCACCUCUAUAGUCGAUCAGUAGAGGCGAAGAAGAUGGCGGCGAACGGUGAAUUCAGCUUCAGGAGCGGCGGUGUGAAAGGGCGGAACGGGCUGCCGAAGAUUCACACGGACAAAAAGGCUGUAGAUGAGAAGGACAUCUGCCACGAUGACAGCGCGACGCCGGUGAAGGCGCAGACGCUCGACGAAUUGCACUCUCUUCAGAUGAAGAAGUCGGCGCCCACCACCCCCAUCCAGGCGGCGCUCGGCCCCUUCGCGGAGGAGGAACGCCACAAACAGCAGCUCCAAUCCAUCAGCGCGUCUCUGGCAUCGCUGACGCGGGAGACGGGGCCGAAGGUCGUGAAGGGAGAUCCGGCGAGGGCGGCUGAGACGCCGCGGGUGUCGGCUGUGAGCCACCACCACUUCGAGCCCACGCUCGACAUCAGUGAUAGCGGCCUUAAGUUCACUCACAUCCUCUAUAAUCUCUCCCCUGCUGAACUGUAUGAACAAGCUAUAAAAUACGAAAAAGGAUCGUUUAUUACAUCGAGUGGCGCAUUGGCGACGCUCUCUGGGGCGAAAACUGGACGAUCUCCGAGAGACAAGCGUGUUGUCAAAGAUGAAACCACAGAAGAUCUUUGGUGGGGGAAAGGCUCACCCAAUAUUGAGAUGGACGAGCACACUUUUAUGGUUAAUAGAGAGAGAGCCGUGGAUUACUUGUGCUCACUCGAAAAGGUAUACGUGAACGAUCAGUUCCUUAACUGGGACCCAGAGCAUCGCAUCAAAGUGAGGAUCGUCUCUGCAAGAGCCUAUCAUUCUCUGUUUAUGCACAACAUGUGCAUUCGACCUACCCCGGAAGAGCUGGAGAGUUUUGGCACGCCCGACUUCACCAUAUACAACGCGGGGCAGUUUCCGUGCAACCGAUACACUCACUACAUGACUUCCUCGACUAGCAUAGACUUGAAUCUUGCUAGGAGGGAAAUGGUGAUCCUCGGAACUCAAUAUGCUGGGGAGAUGAAGAAAGGGCUCUUCAGCUUAAUGCACUAUCUCAUGCCUAAGCGCGGUGUCCUCUCCUUGCACUCCGGCUGCAAUAUGGGCAAGGCCGGAGACGUAGCCCUCUUCUUUGGAUUAUCAGGUACUGGUAAAACAACCUUGUCUACGGAUCACAACAGGUACUUGAUUGGAGAUGACGAGCAUUGCUGGAGUGACAACGGCGUCUCCAAUAUCGAAGGUGGCUGCUAUGCGAAAUGCAUAGACUUGUCAAGAGAGAAAGAACCGGAUAUUUGGAACGCCAUCAAGUUUGGAGCCGUUGUCGAAAAUGUGGUGUUUGAUGAACACACGCGAGAGGUGGACUACUCAGAUAAAUCCGUCACAGGUAAACACUCUAAAAUGCCUUUGUGCACCUUCACAUUGAUUAGACCGACAGUCCGUAGAAUUGAGUAUUUUGAAAGAUUACAUGAUCAAACGAGCUCAGAAAUUAUUUUUAUCUAUCUAAGCGAACCUCUCGCCUUUUCUAUCUCAGAGAACACGCGAGCGGCCUACCCGAUCGAGUUCAUUCCAAACGCAAAGAUACCGUGCGUUGGUCCUCAUCCGAAAAAUGUGAUUCUAUUGGCGUGCGACGCUUUCGGCGUGCUUCCUCCCGUCAGCAAACUCAACUUGGCUCAAACCAUGUACCACUUCAUAAGCGGCUACACUGCCCUGGUUGCCGGCACAGAGGACGGCAUAAAGGAGCCUACGGCUACAUUCUCCGCAUGCUUCGGUGCAGCUUUCAUCAUGCUUCAUCCCACCAAGUACGCCGCCGUGCUGGCUGACAAGAUGCAGAAGCACGGCGCCACUGGCUGGCUCGUCAACACUGGCUGGUCCGGUGGAAGCUAUGGCUCGGGAAGCCGGAUCAAGUUAGCUUACACAAGGAAGAUAAUCGAUGCCAUACAUUCCGGGGAACUGCUGAAGGCGAGCUACGUGAAGACGGAGGUAUUCGGGCUCGAGAUACCGACGGAAGUUGAGGGAGUUCCUGCAGAAAUACUUAAUCCUGCUAAUACAUGGGGUAACAAGAAGGCACAUGAGGAAACUCUUCUUAAGUUAGGAGGGCUUUUCAAGAAGAAUUUUGAGGGGUUCCUGAGCUAUAAGAUUGGGACAGACAGCAAGCUAACUGAGGAGAUCCUAGCAGCUGGCCCAAAUUUCUGAAUCUGGAGAGAGUUUGAAAGUAUGUGUGUUGAGAUUGGUCUUUUGUUUUAAAUAUAUCAGAAUGUGGUUGUGCUGGGUUCUUUCUCUUUGAGUGAAUAAGAAUGUUGAGUUUGUAUGGCUAAAACACAUUUCCAAGUUGACUUAUUUAAAGGGAUGUAAAUUUGUUACCCUUGAGUUAUUUGAAACUCGAUUCUUUAAAA
Molecule: messenger RNA, 2498 nt
Organism: Salvia miltiorrhiza (redroot sage)
Lineage: Eukaryota; Viridiplantae; Streptophyta; Magnoliopsida; Lamiales; Lamiaceae
Product: phosphoenolpyruvate carboxykinase (ATP)-like
Exons: 12
Coding region: 175-2298 (707 amino acids)
Biological process (GO): gluconeogenesis
Cellular component (GO): cytosol
Molecular function (GO): phosphoenolpyruvate carboxykinase (ATP) activity; ATP binding
Source: RefSeq, a predicted model, not a curated record